This is a messenger RNA of Colletotrichum destructivum, 897 nucleotides long. RefSeq lists its product as uncharacterized. The transcript is spliced from 3 exons. Lineage: Eukaryota; Fungi; Ascomycota; Sordariomycetes; Glomerellales; Glomerellaceae. Bases 1 to 762 code for a protein of 253 amino acids. The record is from RefSeq and is a predicted model, not a curated record.
AUGAGUACGUAUUCUUCUUGUGCUCCCACACUGUCCAGCCUGGACGGUGGCCGAGUGCGAUGCGGCACCCUCCCAGACGCCUCUCGAGUCUCGAGCCUUGACCACUCACCAGCGAGAGUCCCGCUAGCCACCACCACCACCCCCCCGACUCUCGCCCUCCUGUCCUGUCUUUCCCUGGCCGGAUCCAUGAUCCCGGUCCUUGUCCCGGUUGCCGCACCCUUGCCCGCGACUCCUGGGGGGGGGGGGGGGGGGGGGGUGUCCACCUCCAAGGCCAUCCGUUUCCGCGUCCCGUCUACUAUGUACGGAUCACAACCAGUCAUUUCACCCGGGUCCUGCCACUGGGCGAACUCCUCCGCGAACAAUCGUGAUCGUUGCCCGCCGCCCGCCGCCCGUUGCAACUCGCAACUCGCAACUCGCCCUCUGAAGUGCCGCCGCCCCCUCGGUGUUGAAUCCUGCUUGGCGAGCGCCCAUCCUCUCGUCUUCCCUCGCUUACCACCCUUCGCGUCCAACAAGAAAGCCCACAACGUCCAAAAAAGGACCCAAGGGCCCAAUUUCUCUUCCCCAUCCAUCACAUUGUCCGACGUGGGGCCUGAUCCCGGUCUCCCCUCGACAAGACAAGACAAGCCAACAAUGCACCUGGUGUUUUGCGGAUGCCGCGUCCCUGAUCCUCGCCCGCCCUCGCCCUCGCCCUCGCCCUCGUCCGCACCCUCUCCCUCUCCUUCUCUUCUUUCCCUCCCCUCUCACGCUCGACGUACGGGCUGAGCGAGCGAACAGGGAAUCCGAACCCCAGCGUGCACUCUUCUGGCGCCGCAAGUCGACGCUGCAAUUGCGUAUUGGCCCUGCUCGCUUGCCAACUGCUUCAUAUACAUACGUGCCAGUGAUCCCUCGCCCCGCCGC